Owenia fusiformis is the source of this 1713-nucleotide messenger RNA. Lineage: Eukaryota; Metazoa; Annelida; Polychaeta; Sabellida; Oweniidae. The record is from the annotation of a GenBank genome assembly.
GACCCAAAUUAGCAAGUAAAAGAUGGGAGAAAAAGUUAGUCCUCAAGUAAGGGUUUUAAACACCCUUAAAACGUCUAGUGAACCGAAUAAAAUUGCAGUUGGCCUUUCUAAGGAUUUACAGAAGACAAUGUUGAGAAUGAAAGGUGAAUUUAUGAGCGAGGAUGGGUCAGGGGUGAACUAUGAUGCUUUAAGGGAGAGUGCCGUGUUUGCAGACUAUAAGAAACAGGCGGAUGAACUCUCCGCUAUUGACCUUAGCACGUUAGACGAAGAUGAGAAAAAGGCCUUCUUUAUAAAUAUUUACAAUGCAUUAACGAUACAUGGUUUAAUAGACUGCGACACAAUGCCUUGUUCAGUAUUAGAUGUGCAACAGUUUUGGAAAAACACAGCUUAUAACAUUGGUGGUCAUGUAUUCAGUUUAGAUGACAUAGAGCAUGGCAUUUUAAGAGGUAACAGACCCCACCCAGCUGCAGAUAAACCAUGUUUUGAUGAGAAAGACCCAAGGAGAAAAUUUAUAGCAAAACAAGUAGAUCCUAGAAUACAUUUUGCCCUAGUCUGUGGAGCCAAGUCUUGUCCAUCUAUUCAAAUUUUCACUGGGGCCAACAUUGACAGGGGCCUCACUGCUGCUUCUAAGUCAUUCUGCGAACAAGAAAUAUCUGUACAUAUCAAGCUAAAAGAGCUCUCCCUGUCUAAGAUAUUCCAGUGGUAUAGAUGUGAUUUUGGUGCUAAUGAGGUUGAGGCAAUCAAGUGGACACUACCGUAUGUGUGUGAAGACAAGCAGUAUGGAAUAGAGACUUUACUUGAUAUGUUAGAAACAGAGGGCCAAGUUGACAUUAGAUACAAGGAUUAUGAUUGGAGGUUGAACAAACAGUAGCGACAUCUGUUGAGUAAAAAGGUGAUAAGUGACACCUUUAGAAAAAGAACAAAUAUAUAUCUAAGUCAUAUAAUAUGUAUUACCACACCAAAUGUCAAAAUUGUAGUCAUUAUUUAUGUAUGAGCAUUAAAUUGCAUGAUGAAAAUCAGUCAGCUUCCUAGUAGCAUAGAUAGGUCUCUCUAUCAACUUUGAAAAGGUACUAUAUUGUUUUCCUGUGCUGCUGGUUUUUGUGCUGGUUUUCGGCAGGUAAGGCGGCUGUCACAAAAUUCCAGGGAAACUGCUUGACCUGUCCGGAUGCUAGAACAUGGUUUUAGGCAUGUUUAGGCAUGUUUUGAAAAUUGAUUGGCAGGCAUUUUGCUCUUUUAAGUGCGAUAUUUAUCACUGUGUGUCUUUUCCAUAUUUGGAAAUAUGGUAUAUAGAGCUCACCUUAUUGGAAAUAUGGUAUAUAAAGCUCACCUUAUUUUUAAAGAAUGGUUGUAGUUUAUGUAAUGUUACAUACAAUCAAGCUUCAGUCAUCUUUGUAUAAUCAUUCCAAAAGAGUUUUUUAUACAUUAAAGAUAUUAAAAUAAAUAUGGGUCAUUUCUUGCUUUGUGGUACUUUCUGCUUGUCUUAAGGAAAUGUGAUAGGUAUAUUAUAUUUUUAAAUACAACAACUGUGAUUACAUUGGUUAAUUCAUUUACAGGGUGGUCCAAAAAGUGAACAUCAGUUAAUGCCCAUUCAGUUUUUGGACCACCCUGUAAUUGUGAUUUUUUCUUUUUUUUAUUCUAUGAAACUUUAUUGAAUUAGUCAAUGAUUGCAAAAUUGGCAUUACAGGUUCACUUUCAACAACAUUCAUCUUAACU